Trypanosoma brucei brucei TREU927 is the source of this 1806-nucleotide messenger RNA. RefSeq lists its product as hypothetical. The record is from RefSeq and is a predicted model, not a curated record. Gene Ontology annotation, biological process: protein ubiquitination. The transcript has a single exon. NCBI's taxonomy places the organism in Eukaryota, Euglenozoa, Kinetoplastea, Trypanosomatida, Trypanosomatidae. Gene Ontology annotation, molecular function: protein binding. Bases 1 to 1806 code for a protein of 601 amino acids.
AUGGAACUACUUGAGACGGUGGAGGUACUUGCGAACAACAGCGUCCGGUUUCGCUACAGCUGCCCUGUACAGAUCCUACAAACAAUUGCUAGGACGGAUACUGUUCACUGCAGUCCAAAAUUCGGGAUUGGGGAUCAUCUGUGGCGGCUGCAUCUUCAGCAGCGUUGCGCUCCACCAUCUAACGAGCCCUACCUUUCUGUACAUCUCCAACUCUGCACGCAACAGCAUGUAGUGGCUCAAUUCAAAUUAACUUUGGUGUGCUAUAUGGACACACGGUUGUCAAAGAGUUCCACAUUUAGGUGCACCUUUCAGAAAACCGGUAGCGCGUGGGGAGUGAAUCAUUUCGUGCCACUCCGACAACUGACUGGUGCGCAGAGUGAGUUUCUUUACCGAGAUGAAGCAUCCAAUGCUUACUUCAUAGAUAUAGAGGUUUUGCUAAUGGUUUGUGAUACAAAUGAGUCGCAGCGGAGGCGCUCCCUCAGCAUUUCCUCUAACCCAUGUCCUGCAAAUGUGGAUCGACAUCGAGAUGCAGAUUCUUCCGCUCGUAGAGGUCACGCCGGGGACCGAGUGAACGGCAGUGUGCACCGCUCUCCUUCAAACAACCAACGUUUCACACAAGCCCCUGGGAAUAGCUUCAUCCCAAGUCCUUUGACUAUACCAUUGCGGGCGCCCCUUUUAUACCCUUUCGAGCAUCUGGAGGGGCUUGCGGAUAUGACAUUUGAAGUGGAAGGCGGUUGUUUUAAGGCACAUCGCUGCAUCGUGGCUGCCCGUAUGCGCCCCAUCCUUCCAGCUGCAAUACUACCAUUACAACCCGGAUGUAGUGUUGCCAUUUCCGUAUCGUCGGCUGUUUUUUCCGCCUUCCUUCGUUACAUAUACACGGAAGAACUCCCGGAGCAAGGCGUUAUGUCGGCGGAGGCGCUUUUAGAUUUGUAUCUUCUGGCAGCUGCCUGCGAAUUCUAUGAUCUUUGCAGCCUGUGUGUGAGGUUCGUGGAGCCGCUUCUGACGUCCGAAAAUAUCCUUAACAUUGCGUUGACGCGAUUUAACGCGGCUGAUGAGGUGCUUAAUGCACUCUAUUUGUCGGCACUGCUUGAAAACUACGACACACUCAUUCAAGACCCGAAGUUUGAGGAAAUACCCGGUCACCUCUUCCGUCGACUGUCACUGAUACUUCGCAGCCAGGAGACGGUGCCGCCAAUUUGCAUUCCCGCCGUAAAGAAUACUCUUAGCAAGCAGUUGACGUGGUUGGCAGAGUCUGGUGAAUACAGUGACAUAAAUUUAACUGUUGGUCCCCAGAAGUUUGUGCUGAAGGCUCAUCGGUUUGUUCUUGCCUCACGUUGCAUUCUUUUCUCACAGGCAAUGGGCUCCAAAUUGCCGUCAUCUCAGCUGUCAUUCACUUCGGAGGAGUUUGACUUUUCUCAACGCGCAUGGCACAAGCUGCUCGCGGCUAUUUACUCUCACCACAUCGAUUCUCAACACGACUUUUCGGCGGAGGAUGUUGCCAUUGUUCUGAAGAUGCAUGCCGUAUUUGGUAUGGAUGGACAGUUAAAAAAAGAGGCCGACGAGGCAUUUAAUUAUCAGAACGCUCUCCGAAUGCUCAUGUACUCAACAAAACAUCAGGUCCCGGAGUUACACGAGCGUGCCAUCAAAUAUGUGGGGGGAAAUUUUUUCACUCUGCUUCAAGAGGAGCCACAGGUAUGGGAGCUUGUUGGUGAACUACCGCAGCACACUGUAGUGUCUUUGUUCCGCACAGUUAUAGAGAAUCAAGGUUUCAGUAAAUGCCAAUCAAUUGGACAAACCCAAUUGUAA